CAACAUUUUCAACUCUGACGAAGCGCACGGUUCGACGGACUCAGCUAAAAUCAGUUGGAAAUCAAAUAUUUUAGAAAAACGUCAAGUUUUUUGGAACACACAAAAAAGAACCAACAUUGACCUUUGGCAGGAGCUUGUGAUAAACCACACAGGAAAGACGAAAGCCAAAUACAUUGUACAUUGUAUACUGUACAUAUAUUAAUCUAGUAACCACAACAGAAACAAAAGCUGCCGAAAAAAAAACGAAGAAACUGCAAUUUUAUUGAGUGCACACGCAUACUGUUUGUCACUCGUCAGUCUGCCCGUCGACUCGUCCUUUGUGUGCGGUGUGUGUGUUUUGUGUUAAAGGUCAGAACUCAUAUGAAAAUGUCGCGCUCUAACCAAGAAGCAAUGUCAACAAAUCUCGACGAGGACAUGGCCUCGUCCAUGCAUCCAGCAUCCCCACUACUCGUAUCCCCAUCAGCAUCUGCAUCUGCAUCGAUGUCCAGCAGCAGCCUGACGGGUGGCACACCUCUGUUUAGGGCCAGCCGGGCCACGGUGGCCGCUGCCCUUCUGGUGGCCAUUGUUCUGUGCACCGGCAGCUUCGGAGUCGCCGACGGCCUCAAGUGCCACAUGUGCGGCCAGUACAACGAGGGCGUCGGCUCCAUCACGCCCUGCACCAACUACACCAAAGACAUUGCCCAUCUCUAUCUGAAGGAGUGCACCAAGAAGAGCGAGAAAUAUUGCGUGAAAUACGUUAGUGAGCUGUCGACCGUUCGCGAUUGUGCCACCGAGUGUGUGGAGAAAGAAAUUUGGGAGACCCAAACAUAUUGCUGCACCGAGGAUGGCUGUAAUUCUGGCACCCAUUUGGCCUACUCUGUCAUUUUGUUGACCCUGCCCUUCCUAUCGAUCUGGCCCACAGCCGUCGAUCUCUGGAACAUGAGGCGUUAGGUUGAACAAUUGUUCAGAUGAUUCACAAUAUCAUUUGUUAAUUUUUUAUUUAUGAACUUAUUUUUGAACUAAGAACAUGUAUAAAAUUCAAAAGUUUAGCAUUUAUAUUGAGUUUCAAAAACAAACAUACGAAAAAUAAAUUCUGUGAACGGGACCUAAUCAACUAAACAAAACAUAAAGAAGAAAAUUUCUAUGAAAAUUCAACCAUUCGAACCUGUUUUGAUGUGACUUAUAAACUCAUACGAUUCCAAAACGAAUUAAAUAUGUAUAUGAAUAUGUUGCAAUAUAUAUUUACUGUUAAUACUUUGCGGCUUUGUAUUUCUGACUGUCUUCCCAAAAUGCACCAUAAUAUCUGAAUAAAAAGAACAAUGAUAAAACUCUUGAAACCACAAAACUAAAUGUUAAAGAAUUAAAUAGAAGAAAAUGCAAAUGCAAACCUAAACUAAAUCGUAUUCACUAUAAAACAUAAUGCCAAAAUUUAAUUAGAUAUAACAAGAGAUGAACAAAAAAAUGUUGAGAGAAAGAAAACCAGUAUUGUCUGUAAGAAAAAUGCCAGCUGUCAAAAGUACAUAAAGAAAUGCAAUCACAUUGAGACGUUAAAUAUAUAAAUAUCAUAUAAUUAGCGUCGUUGAAUGCAUUACAAUUUCACAGUUCAUAAACAUUAAUAAAUACAUUAAACCUAAGAACAAGAACAAAGAACGAAAGUAACGUAGAAAUAAAUCGUGGUAAAGUAUAUGCUUUAUAAUUUCUAUAAAGAUCCACAAAUAUUACGCAAAUGUCAAAGUCACAGUGCGUUUAUUUUGGGGUCUGUGACUUUGUACUUUGUACAAGUAAUAUUUGCUGGAUACUCUAUUAUAUGUUGUUCCUUCUGGCCGAAGAUGAUAGGCGCUUAAAACGGAAAAUAUUUAGCACCUAUGCAAAUGUAUGUAACUUUAAGGUGAUACGAAUUAUCAUAGCGGAAAACGAAAAACGAAAAACGAAAAUCGAGCAAAUCUUCAUUCCACUGUUCAUGAAAUUCUAAAUUAUAUAUUAAAAGUAAUGUAAUACUAAAGGGAAUCCAUUGAUAACCAAAGAGGAGAUGUUUCUAGCAGAUUGACGAGUGUAACACAAUUCGGAAUAACGUAGGUAAAAAAAAACCAAUUACUAGAAUUAUUUAGAAGUAUCGAGAGAGUUUAGUGAACCCAAAGUGAAUUACGAUGAAAGUUCUAUGCGAUUUUCUUAUAGAGCACUUAUGCGAUUCCAUUUUUAAUUAUUUACAAUUAACAUAAUACUAACAUUUUAAAUGAUAAAUACUUAUAAACCUAUAUUUAAACAAUGCAUAUGAUAUAUACAACAUACAUAGAGACUAGAUCUAAGGGCUUUCCACUAUAUUAAAAGCAAACAAAAACAAAGUGUGAACAAAACAGAACAAAUAUACACAUACAAGAUUGUUAAAUGUUAGUUCCUCAAAACCAAAGCAGCUUGUGUAUUUAAAGCUCGCCAUUCUGUUGAAUAAUUUGCAUAAAAAUUACAAAUUCGAUGCUUAAUGAAAUCGGUAAAUCGGAUUUGCCAUUUAAUUGUAUUAAAAAAGGAAAAUCGUCUCUGACAUUUUGCCAAUUAAUGUGUCAAAUAUUUUGUCCGCUUGGACCACAUUUUAUGCAAUUAUAUCAUUUGACAUUCACCUCGAAAUUAAUGAUUUUCCGUUGCAAGUCCCACACUACGCUACAAGAAAUGCUGGUUAUUCCAAUUGCAAUUACAACACUAAUAAUAAUUGUAUUAUAUAUGGUACAUGUAUUUCCAAUAAAAUUUUCAUUUAAUUUUUAGUAAUAAACUUCAAUAAAACAAACAAAAAGGAA
This is a messenger RNA of Drosophila miranda, 2765 nucleotides long. RefSeq lists its product as uncharacterized. Bases 361 to 930 code for a protein of 189 amino acids. NCBI's taxonomy places the organism in Eukaryota, Metazoa, Arthropoda, Insecta, Diptera, Drosophilidae. The record is from RefSeq and is a predicted model, not a curated record. The transcript has 4 exons.